AUUAGUUCCUCCUCUUGUUAAGGGUACAGUAUUUUUCAGAUUACUUUAAUUAUGGCUUCUUUGACUUUUCCUUCUGUCCCAUCAUUCUUGUUUAUUUGGCUGUCCUGUUUCAUUUUGGUCUCUAUCUUUAAUAUUGCAGACUUUUCUCAAAUACAUGAUGAUCCUUGGCUGCCAUUCAUACUUAAAAGGCAUUCCUUAAAAACUGAAAGUUCUUAGUUCUAGGUUUAAGGGCAGAGCUCUUGGUGGUGGUGGAGUAUGCAGUAGGAAAUCCUUAAAUGCCAUCUUUUUCUAGGGUAAUCAGUUGGAUCCUUUUCUGGAGAAAGUCUACAAUCUCCUGUUUGAGACUUCCUAUGUUCUAGAGCUGUACUGAAUAAAGAGGCUCUGGCUCUCAUUAGACUUUCACGUAAUCCUGUGCUUUUAGUUACAACUUUACCCUUGUCUGCUUCUGUGCCUAUUAUUUAAGUCCAAAGGCCUCUUGGGGUUCAGUUUUUCCAGAAAAUAUGCCUUCUGGUUUCUGUAGGAUUGCAGAGUCAUUGACUAAGUGGAAUUGGAGACUUGGAAUUCUAACAGUAUUUUAAAUAGACUUUCAGAUAGUCUCACUGUUUUGUCCACACCUCAACUUACCUCCAUCUUCCAGUGUUCCAGCUGCCUCCUAGUCCUGAGCCAUUUUGAAGUUGUGUGGGAAUUGGUUUGCUUCUUAUCAGUUAUAUUUAAUAUUUCGCACUUCUGCUGAGUCAUUUAUCAUUCUUCCUUUUAUUUUUUCUCUCUUUAUAUAUUAUCCAAAAACCCAAAACCACUGCCAUCAAGCCAGUUAUGACUCAUAGCUACCCCACAGGAUUUCCUGUAAAAUCUUUACAGAAGCAGACUGCCACAUCUUUCUCCCAUGGAGUGUUGAACCACCAGCCUUUCAGUUAGCCGUUGAUCACUUUAACUACUGCGCCACCAGGGCGCCUUUUAUAUAUUAUAGUUCAGGGUUAUAGAAGUGUUCUAACUUCAUCAGAGAAGGUAUUUGUUUUCUUUCACAUUCUCCUUAUUUAGGAAUGAUUUUAGGGCACAAAUUUCUUUAUUCUGGCAUUUUAAAAUCAGAAGUUUGUCUUCUCCCGUUUCAAAACCACCCUAACUAUAUCUUGAUGAUCUUUUCAUAGCAGUACAUACAAAUGUACAUCAUACAUUUUAACAGCUGCAUAAUUUUCUAUAGAAUGCUUUACUGUAAUUAUCCCCCUAUUGAUAAAGAUUUUGGUUUUUCUAAUUUUUGCUUUCAUGGACAAUGCUGCAGUGAAUAUCCUUUAGCCUUUUUAGUGACUGUUUACAAAUACAUCCAUAUGAUAAAUUCCUAGUAAUGGGAUUGCCUAAUCUAAGAAUAUGUGCAUUAUAAAUUUUGAACCAUAUUGUCAGGUUAUCUCCCAGAAAAGUUCACAUUUCUACCAACAACCUGAAAGUACUAUCCUGCCAACAACUGAGUUUCACCAAGCUUUUUUUUUUUCAGUCUGAUAGGUGAAAAUUGGCAAUGUGUCAUUGCUUUGAUAUACAUUUCUGAAGUUAUGAUUUUCUUAAGUUUAUUGGCCAUUUGUGUUUCUUAUUCUGAAAACUGUGUAUUUAUAAUCCUUUUUUUUUUCAUCUUUUUCCUAUUGAGUUAAUUGUAAAUUACAAAACAACUUACCCCUUUGCUAUAUGCGUUGCAAGUAUUUCUUUGCAGUUUUCCAGUGGGCCUUCAAAUUGGUUUUUGGUACUUUUGCCAGAACGAAAUCUUUGACUUUUCUGUAGUCAAAUUUAUCAAUCUUUUUCUGUGUGGCUUCUUAGUAGUUAUAUCAUUAAUAUGUAAAUAAACUAUAGUUUUCCUUUAUAUGAACAAUAACCAAUUAUUAAAAAAUGGAAGAGAAAAACCCAUUCACAAAAUUAACAGAAAGGUCAAAUUAUGUAAACUUAGUAAGCCAUAACAGAACUUACAUUAAGAAAUCUUUUAAGACUCUAUUAAGGAGUCAAAGAUUUCUUGGACAAGACAAAAGAAAGCGCUAUUCAUAAAAAGAAAAUUUGAUAAAUGGGACUUUAUCAAAGUUAAAAAUUUCUGUUCAUCAAAAAGAUACCAUUAACAAAGUGAAUAGACAUGCCACAGAAUGGAAAAAUAUAUAUUUUCAGUAUAUAUAAAUGAUAAAAUAUAUAUAUUGCAUUCAGAAUAUAUAAGGAACCUUUCAAAUCAACAUUUCUUUAAAAAAUGAACUAUCUAAAAUAAAAAUGGGCAAAAGACUCAAAUAGACGUUUCAUAGAAGAAGAAAUAUAAGUGAUCAAUAAGCACAUGGAAGGAUUUUCAACAUCAUUAGUUAUCAGUAAAUGUGAAUUGAAACCAUUGUUAGAUUCCACUACAUAUUCCCUAGAAUAGCUAAAAUAAAAAAAAUACUGAUAUUAUAGACAGUUGGGAGGAAUAAACAACUCUGUCCGGGACCCUCUGUUGUGAUCCCUGUCAACUAGAUGGUACCCACCACUCAGUGGUGGUAGCUGGGUACCAUCUAGUUGUGCUGGACUCGGUCUGGUGGAGGCUGUUGUAGUUGUGGUCCAUUAGUCCUUUGGACUAAUCUUUUCCUUGUGUCUUUGGUUUUCUUCAUUCUCUCUUGCUCCAGAUGAGGUGAGUCCAGUGGAGUAUCUUCGAUGGCAGCUCACAAGCUUUUAAGACCCCAGAUGCUACUCACCAAAGUAGAAUGUAGAACAUUUUCUUUAUAAACUGUUAUGCCAGUUGAGCCAGAUAUUCCCCCAGACUGUGGUCCCCACAGCCCUAAGCCCAGUAAUUUGGUCCCUCAGGGAGUUUGGAUGUGUCUGUGGAGUGUUCAUGACCUUGCCUUGGUCAAGUUGUGCUGGCUGCCCCAGUAUUGUGUACUGUCUUACCCUUCACCAAAGUUAGCACUUAUGUAUUGUCUACUUAGUGUUUUUCCAUCCCCACCCCUCCCCUCCCUCAUAACCAUCAAAGAUUGUUUCUUUUUGUGUGUAAAUCUAUUCAUGUGUUUUUAUAGUAGUGGUUUCAUAUAAUAUUUGACCUUUUGUGAUUGACUUAUUUCACCCAGCAUAAUGCCCUCCAUAUUCAUCCAUGUUGUGAGAUGCUUCGCAGAUUCAUCAUUGUUCCGUAUGGUUGUGUAGUAUUCUAUUGUGUGUAUGUACCAUAGUUUGUUUAUCCAUUCAUCUGCUGAUAGGCAUCUAGGUUGUUUCUUUUUGCUCUGUUUGGCAGUUUCUUAUAAAAUUAAACCCAACUCCAGGUUUAAUGAUUCUCUAGAAGGACUCAGAGGACUCAGCAUAAAGUAGUACACACACAGCUAUAACUUAUGGCGUGCAGUACAGGCGAGACUAAGUGCAAGUUUUAAAAAAGUCCUUUCCCAGUGGAGUCCCCAAGCAAGGAAUUGUGAGCAGAAUUUAAAGUACGAGUGUGAUUGAAGGGGCAGUGAAUGGGAAUAGAGGUAGAAGAAAGAUCAUGGACUUUACAAAGGCAAAGAGAACUAUAAAGGGAACAGAUUGAUCCAGUAAGAUUAGAGUUUAGAGUGUGGGAAAGAGACGGUAAGAACAGAAUACAGUUGUAAUGGCUGGUGAGGGUUUGAGUCUGAGCUAUCCUCUGUAGAGAUUCUAUUAUUUUAGUUGAGAAGCAAUGUGAUUAGAUACGUGUUUUAGAUAGCUAGUUCUAGUGACACUGGAUAAUGAGUUGGGGUGGAGAGAAAUUGAAUACUGUGUGCUUUCAGGGCGUUUUGCAUUUGUUCAUACUGCUCACUUAACCUGCUGUGCCCUUAUUCUGUAAACCAGUUGCCACUGAGUCAAUUCCGACUCAUGGUAACCCCAUUUGUGUCGGAGUAGGACUGUGAGAACUGCGCUCCAUAGGAUUUUCCAUAGCUGAAUUUUUGGAGGUAGAUUGCCAGGCCUUUCUUCUUAGGCACCUCUGGGUGAACUCAGACCUCCAACCUUUUGCUUAGCAGCCGAGCACGUUAACCAUUUGCACCACCUAGGGGCUUCUCAUUCUGUACCUCUCAAGAAUCCCAUUCAUGCAUUAAGUGCUGCUCAUUUAAACACACACAAACGCACACACACACAGCCCUCUUAAAAUUACAUUAUACCCUAUAGAUUAUAAGCUAAUAAAGGUUGCAGCCCUGUCCUUUUCACCCCCAUUUUAUAUACACAUGAUUUUUCCCUUUUCUCUCUUUCAUCCCUCAUCCCUUCAGUACAACUGCCAGUGUCUAUACCUAGCUAGCGCUUGCUCAAUGAAUGCUUGCUGAAUUAGAGACAAGUCAGUGCUCCAUAUGAGGACUCUUUAGGGUUAAUCUGUAUAGUGAGAGAGAAGAUGGCAAAAAAAAAAAAAUGAAUUUGAGGGAGAAUUAAUGGGUAGAAGUGACAUCAUACAGGAGACGAGCUACAAACUGCAAAGGUCCUAACCUCGGAGGUAGAGUGAUGAUCUAAAGAAUGCACAUAUUUGAGUAAUAAGCAGAAUAAGUGGUACCAACAAAGAAGGAAUUAAAGGAGGUUAUAAAAAGAUCAUCAUAUGAAGAUUAUUUUGACUUUUUCUUGAGAAAAUUUUUGAAAAAAAGCUUUAAUUAUUGAUAACAUCAAUAGUUUCUCACCUGUGUAACUUUUGUCUUUAAAUAUAUGAAGAUAUUUUAAGGUGAGAUAUAAAUAUGAAACUGAUAACUUUAUAACAUUUAUUAUCACAGCAAUAAAUAUCCAUUUUUAGACGGUUAUCUAUGUAUAUUGCAAUGACUUUGUAAUAGAUGCUCAAGUCAUGGUGGAGAGGCGUGUGUGUACGCACGUGCGUGCCCGUGCACACCUGUGUGCGCCUGUGUGUGCAUGUGCACGCGCACUUGUGUGUGUAUCUGUCCUGGGAAAAAUGACAUCCUGACAGGGCAGAAGAACAAAAGAGCAGCACUGAAAAUAGCUAAAAGUUGUUUUCCUGUCACCACACACCAGAUACGGAGAGCAGUAAAAGCAGACAGAUGGAUGGUUUUGGAAUGUUCGAAUAGAGAGAAGAAACAUUCUGUUCCUUUUAUUCAGAAAAGGAAUUUCUAGGCUAAAUUACUGGUUUCGGUAAUAAGUUUCAUGUGCUGACCAAAGAAAAGUGAUUUAUUUAUGUUUUACCCUGGAGAUGAUGACUCAUGCUCUUCUCAGAAUUUUGCUUUUGUGGAAACUGCAGGGCUGUCACACAUACAGCGCUAUUAUUUGGAGCAUAGUGUUGAUGAUACUGUUGUGAGUUGACUAGUGAUGGAUAAGAAUGCUAGUGUUUUAAACCCAGCUGUAACAAAGGAACAAAGUAUGAGCUUUAAUUAGCUGAGUCCAGGAGAAGUGAAAGUAUAUUUUUUAAAAUACUAAUGAGCUGAUUAUUGUCAUUUUAUGAAUUAUAAACUACACAAUAGAUUUUAGAUAUUUCAUCAUUUUGAGGAAUUCAUGUUAGAAGGUAAAUAUCUAACUUCCAGUGUGGACGUUGGAGAUACUUUCAUGUAAGAAAUUUUUUCUGUACUUUUUUUUCUUACAUUCCUCAGAAUUGGUAUGAGACCGUCAAAUUAUAAUCAUACAGACCAUUAAACAACUGUCAAAUAAUUGAGAUUGUUAACAUGAGCUAGAUGAAGCUGAAAGUUUAUGUUGCAGGCAGAUUGAGCAUCAGUGGAUAAAAAUGGAAAUAUUCUACUUGUACGGUGGCUGCCAUUAUGGGUUCAAGCAUAGUAACGAUUGUGAGAAUAGCACAGGACCAGGCAGUAUUUCAUUCUCUUGUACGUAGGGUCACUAUGAGUGAGAAUCGACUCAACAGAACCUAACAACAUAGCAGCAACACCCACUUCAAUUUAUCAUUCUCAUUGUUUUCCGUUUUAUGGUAUAACCAAGAAAAAAAAACAAAAAAACCCAGUGCCGUCAACUCGAUUCCGACUCAUAGCGACCCUAUAGGACAGAGUAGAACUGCCCCAUAGAGUUUCCAAGGAGCGCCUGGUGGAUUCAAACUGCCAACCCUUUGGUUAGCAGCCGUAGCACUUAACCACUAUACCACCAGGGUUUCCAUUAGUAAUGAUAACUUCCAAGAUACUCAUAUAGUUCAUUUUACUAUACCAGGUAUAAGGUGAACAGUAUUUGAAAGGACAAAACAAAAACCAUUUACUAAUAUUUCUUUCUCAUCAUUGAAUGGAUUCUGAAGUACCUUGCUCAUAUUGUAUUGGCUAAAAAGAUGGAUUUUUAAAAUAUAUCUAUGCUUACAUGACUCCACAUUGAUUUUGCUAUCAUAUGUAGGACUGCUUCUGUUCACAACAUUUGGCUAUAUGGCCCUUAGGCUGAAAAUAACCUACCCUCUCUCUGAUUGCACUUCUGGGAGAUUCAUGUUGCUUUGUUUGUUAAACAGUCAGCUAUCCUGUAUUACUUAAAAUUUUGCUUUAGUGAAAUAGCUGUUUCACCAGAGAUCAAAUAUGGAAGGAUGACAAAUCACUAAGUUGGCCAAUAAUUAUUUGCAGUGGAGUUUUCACCAUUACUAAAUGUAAUACUAGAGUAUUAUUGCCAGAAAAUGAGGAACAUGGCAAACCAUUACAUCAGAAUAUAAUGUUAUCGUCUGGUCUUUAUAAUUGAAAAAAGCAGAAUGUUUUUAAAAUCAGGUUUCUACUGUAUUUUACAUCUUUCAUCCAAUGUCAUAACAUUUCUCAUGAAAUGAAUUGGUACCUGAAUAUACUUAGGUAGUACUCACCGAACAAAUAAUAAGCAUCUGACAUUCAUCAGAGUAUAGUUUGAAAAAAAAAUGGAGCAGUUUUGCAUGUAGCUCUUGAUGAUUUUAUCCGAUUAAGUAAAACUGGGGGAAGACUUCUUUGGGUCAUUAAAUUUGGCAUGUGAAAUAAGCAGGUUAAGAAUAUUAAGUGAUGAGCUUAUGCAAAAUAAAAUUUCAGUGUACUAUAAUUCUUUGCUUUGUAUCUUUUUGUAAUAACGUCAGUAAUAUAUCAAUAUAGAUAUGAUAUAAGAGAAAAGAAUGCUUUAAGAGAUUACAAUAAUGGCCUCUAAGAGAGGAAAUCAGUUCAAGGACAUAGGCUAAGAUUGUGAUGUUAGGGCAAAAGAAUAAUAACAAGGGUAAUAAAAAAACUAGACAAAAAUGUCAGGGACCUAAGUAUUGAUAUGGUAAGCUAGGAUACUCAUUACUUCUUGAGCCAGGUUUUUCCAGUUCCUAACCUCAUCCUUGUUGUAUAUUAAAUACAUUUGUAAACUAGCGUAUUUUUCAUGCCGCAGUAUUACACUGAUGCUUAAUUGUGGAAGUUCCUUGGGUAGUGCCCGUUUCUGCACCAAAUACUACUAAAACUUGGAAUGGCAACAGAAGGCUAAUGUGGCUUCUGGGCAGGGCUGACACACACAUUCAAGAAGUGCUCCAUAUUUUUAAGCUAAUAUUUUUAUGUGAUUCACUUACCAGCAGGCUGUCUUCCUGCUGUAAAAACAAAUUGGUGGAGACUAUUCACACCUCCUCCUUAGCCUGUCAGUAUUGGCAGAAUCGCCACAGUGGUCACUGUAGCACAGUUCAGACCUUGUAAUUCAGUUUUGAAAAUAUCGUCCUUGCAGCAGCCAAUUAGGGCAAUGAUCUGUGGGUAUCACCUUUGCUCAUUCUUUGUGCCUGGUAGUAGAUAAUUGUAGGCAUAGACACCAUAGCUACAGCCUUAGGACACUAGGCCUUAGGAAACAGGGAAAUCUGUUGGAAACAGUAAACUUUGACGGAGCUUUGUGAUUGGUCCCUGAUUCUCUCCCCCCACCCCCAGAUCAGUUUAUCCUUUUGACAGAUACUGUACUUGUUGCCUUCAAGUUGAUUCAACUCAUAGCGACCCUAUAGGACAGAGUAUAACUGCCCGUAGGAUUUCCAAGGAGCGCCUGGUAGAUUUGAACUGCUGACCUUUUGCUUAGCAGCCAAAUUCUUAACCACUAUGCUGCCAGGGUUUACAGAUAAAUCUGUCAAGUUUGAAAUGUUUAGUUGGUCAAAAAUGAAAAUAAUACUCAAAAGCAAACUGUGAAGUAUAUCUGGAUGCAGGUAGAUGAAUGUAUUUUGCACCUGUUGGUACCCUCAAUCAAAGUUGCUAGUUUCAUCUUUACUGGGAUGGACCAGACUGUGAAAAUCUGUUUUGGUAUUUUGAUUUUUUUCUCCUUGGACACAAACUGCCUGUUCUGUGGGAGGAAGGUAGAGCAACUGGUUCUACUGAGAAACCUGUGGCUGACUCCGGUUUGUCAUUGUUUAUGAUGGCAGUAUAAGGUUGGUAUGCAAGGCUCAGCUUUCCUACAUUGUCUGGAACGGCCAUAAGGUUGGUCAGUAGGCUGCAGAUAAGUUUUGCUACAUCUAAACACUAAAGGGGUAGCACCAGGAGGCAUAAUAUUUGAUUAUAAAUCCAAAUAGUAACUGAAUUUUGUCCUUAUUCCAUAAGUGAAGGUAGUGCACAUUCUUGAUGAAGAGAGGAACAGACUGAGGGAAACAGUGUGAAGAGAGUGUUUUCUGUGCGGUCACCAACCUUCACCCAUAGUAGCAGAAAGACUUGGAAAGAAGACUUUUGAGGUGUUCAGAGUCACUGAAAGGAUGAUGAAGACAUUAAGCUACGUCAGAAAGAAAUAAAAAAAAGGAAAAGCCAUUUGAUAAACUUCAGGGAGAGAAGCUUACAUUCUUGGUAGCUUAUGGAAACAUCACCUUAUUUAUGACAGAUCUUUAAAAGACUCAAGUCAAGCAAGCUGGCAGAUGCAUUGCUAAGGUUACUUUUUUAUAAAUAUUCUUAAUUAAGGUGUUUAAUCCGGUUGUUCUUAAACUCUUUAAUGAAUUCAUUUAGCUGGGCCCAGGAUGAUGUCCUCUACUCUUUUGUCUCUUCUUUCUCCUUAGACCAUUAAAAAAAAAAAACUAGCAGCCAGGAAACAACUAUUUUGUAAGUCAGCCAAGUUGAGAAUGGUGUUAGCUUCAUUAUGGCAGGAAAGAGUGAAGUUGUUUUUGGUGAAGCCCCCAGGCAUUUAAAAGAAAAAGAGGGGAGAGUUGGCUUUACUACUAACAUUAAGCUAAAAAGUAGAACACUUCUGUGCUUUUUUUUCCUUAAAUGGAUCCAUUAAUCAAGAGAGGAACAAGGCAUGGUUGACAUCAUCUUUGAAAUUCCAAAUAAGAGAGAGCUCCUCUUCCUAAUGUACCUGGGAUAUGAGUCUUAUUUGUAAAGGGGAAUUAGAGAGGACAGUGAGCCCCCCCCCCCCAUUUUCUGGUUAUCAUCAGUAAUAACCAAAACCAAACCCAUUGCCGUCGAGUCAAUUCUGACUCAGCGACUCCAUUGGACGGAGUAGAACUUCCUCAUGGUGUUUCCAAGGAGCGCCUGGUGAAUUUGAACUGCCGCCUUUUGGUUAGCAGCCGUAGCACUUAAUCACUAUGCCACCAGGGUUUCCAUCAGUAAUAGGUUUGGUUAUAAACUUCUACUUUUUUGUAAAAGGUUAAACUUUCAGGACCUUUCCUCUUUGUGUUCCAUGGAAGCUGGAAUUUUUGCUUAGUGGAAAUUGGCGUAACAUUUCAAGGGCCCCUCCAUAUUUUGCAUUUCCUUUACAGUAGGCCAUGCCUCCUUGCUGGGACUGUCUCUUCAUUGACCUCAUAGUGAUUAAAUUUUUGGCGAGGCAAUCAAGUGCGUAACAGGCUUCUAUUUUCACUGUUUCAUUGAAUUAUAAGGAGUCCUGGUGGUACAGUGGUUAAGCACUCAGUUGCCAACUGAAAGGUUGAUGGUUUGAACCCAUCAGCCACUCUGCAGAAGAACUGUGUGGCAGUCUACUUCCGUGAAGGUGACAGGCUUGGAAACCCUAUGGGGCAGUUGCUACUCUGUCCUGUACGGUCACCAUGAGUCGGAAUUCGACUCCAAGGCAAUGGGUUGUUUGAAUUACACCCUUAGUCUUUAAAUAUGUAUGUGGCUCCCCAAACUUAAAUACCUUAGGGUUGUUUCUCUCUUUUUAUAAAAGAUACUACUCUGUAAUAUUUCUAUAAAGAAAGUAUUUUUUUUUCUAAUUAAAAAAUUACCCCACACAUGGUAUCAAGUUUCCAUUUUAGGAAAUUAGUAUCACAGAGUUCUACUUAGCAAAGUCUAGUAUCUUUUUUAAGUAUUGCUUCAGUGAACCAAAUAUUGUCUUAUUGAAUGUAGAGAUCUUAUGCAGUAAUAUCUACCGUGUCUUACAGCAAGCCAGAAGCAAUAAAAUUCUGACCCUUUCCUAGACACGUGGGUCUAUAUCGCAUUGAUCCAGGAGAAAACAGAAAGGAAACCUUUGUUGAAUUUGUUCUGUGUUCCAAGCAUGAUGCUAAAGACUGUGCUUAUUUAAUUCUUAUAACAUCACCAUGAGGUAGUAACGAUUUUUAUUUAUCUUUUGCAGAGAAGGAAACGGCUUUAAUAUGAGCCUAAUUCUCCUAAGGAGCCCUGGUGGUGCAGUGUGUAAGAGCUCAGGCUGCCAACCAAAAAGUCAGCGGUUUGAAUCCACCAGCUGCUCCUUGGAAACCCUAUAGGGCAGUUCUACUCUGGCCUGUAGGGUCGCUGUGAGUCAGAAUUGACCCGAUAGAAGUGCGUUUGGGUUUAGUUUUAACCCUCCUAAGGAAGUCUUAAGAAUUGCAGACUUCUCUCCAGGAUCAGUGAAAUUGAGGAUGAUGGAGCACUGAGCUGAGCCAAAGCAAAAACACUCCGGUUACGCUAUUUCUGCUCUACUCUUGGUACCAGACUGCAUUCAUAUGCAUUGUUCUCUUUGGUACUAAUUACUAAAUAUAUCAUAGUUGGAAAAAUCUAGAGUUUUCCAGAACAUUCCAGGUACUUUUGUUAUUCAUUUGCUACGGGUAUUGGGUAUUGUUAAAAAUGUUAAAGCUGGAGACGCUCAUUCGAUUCUCUUUGUGAAUGGCUACCUUUGUCCCUUUCUUUGGGUGGAAGGCAGCACUCCUAAUCCUGUCUACUUGUCUUACCAGUGUAUGCCGUUGGUCACAACAUGGGCUGGUUAAUAAAGGGAAAUCAAAGAAUUAGAGCAAAAGUAUUCUUCCACUAGAAAAGUAAGGUAACAUAUUAUGCACAUUUUUCAUUUGAAGUAUUAGUCAUUCUCCUAGUUGUGUUUCGAAAUCAUCAUUUACUAAAUACUGUUACCUUGUUCUGAAAAAAAUUAAUGGGUUUUCUAGCGUUGCCUAAUUUACAGUUUACUUCUAACAGCCUUCUGCUUGUUUUGUGUGAAGCUAUGAUAAUCUGCCUUCACUCCCUCUCAAAGAUUCUGAGAAAAGAAAUAUUUACUGGAAAACUCUAUCACUGUGGAAUAAUUUGUAUCCUAUUAAAUUAUAUGAUAUUAUGGAAUAUCUCUUGUAUUUUUCCUACUAUUUAAAUACAUUUCCCUUUACUCAUAAUUCUUAUCCCUCUGACCACCUUUACCUAUUAAAGGUCAGUCUUCUUUUGAACUUAAAUCUUAAGAAAUUUUAUCUUAUUACACAUUAAAAUUUAAAUUUCUAAAGUGCAAAUUGAGAAGAUUAGUGACUGCACAUUUCGAGAAUUGGUAUGGUGUCUUUGUGUAUAAAAUACAGAAUUUAAAAUUCAUUAUUUAUCUAAUAAUCUAAGAUCUACUUUUUAAUGUGGUAAAUAUAUGUAUGUAACAAAACAUUUGCCACUUCAGCAUUCUUCACAUGUAUAAUUCAGGGAUGUUAACUGUGCUUAUCAUGUUGUUCAACUAUCAUCAUUAUCUGCUUCCACAUUUUCUUGUCACCCUUGACAGAAGCUCAGUAUCCCCUAAGCAAUGAGCUCCCUGUCCCCUUCCCCCCAGCCCUACUCCCACGUGGUAACCACUAAUAAACUUUGGUCUCGAUAAACUUGCUUAUUCUAGAUAUUUUAUAUAACAGGAAUCAUACAAUAAUUGUCCUUUCGUGACUGAUUUAUUUCAUUCAGUGUAAUGUUUUCAAGUUUUAUCCAUGUUGUGGCACGCAUCAGGACUUCACUUCUCUUAAUGAGUUGAGUAAUAGUCCACUGUAUGCAUGUACCACGUUUUGUUUAUCCAUUCAUCUGUUGAUGGACAUUUAGGUUGUUUCCACUUUGUGGCUAUUGUAGAUAGCGCUGCAGUGAACACUGGUAUACAAUUAUCUCUUUGCAUUCCUGCUUCUAAUUUUUUUGAGUGUAUACACAAUGGAUCCUUUUAACCCAACUAAUUAAGGUCCUUGUUCACAUUUAUUUAUAAUCAAAAGUCUACAUUGCUGUAGACAUCAAUGACAUAGAUCUUCUUUGGAAUAACUGUGUCAUUAUUUUUUAAAUCCAUUAUCACACCAAGAAAACUCUGUGGAUCAGUUCUGCUCCGUAGCACAUGGAGCCACCAUGAGCCGAGGGCCAACUUGACAGCAUCUCACAACAACAGCACAGACCCUUCCUGAGACCAUCCAUGGACCUCAUGUUAGGGAAUCUGUAUCUUACAUAAUGCUGUAAAUAUCCGAAAUGUAUAUUCAUAACGCCUUUCAUAGAACUAUGAAUUUAAUAAUGAAAAUGCAUUGUAGCCCUAUAAGAGAAUUUAGAUUUUCUACAUUCUUGUCAUGAGAACUUGAUUUUCUACCCUCAAGUUGUAAAAGGUUUCGCUUGUCUCACUAAAAUCGUGAGUUCAGUCUGUUUUCCCAUGGUCAGUUUGUAAAGGUCAGUGAAGGACAGCACUUUGAAAGAAAUGGAUAAUAUGCGUCCUUCCAGAGCUCGUAUAUGUUACAGCUGUCCCUUUGGACUCACUCCAACAACAGCUCAGUGACUCUUAGAGGAAGAGUGUUUUAGAGGCCCUAGCUGGGGCUCAGAAAAUUGUACUGAAAAGCAUUUGCUUCCCGCGCGUCUCCACCGCAGUGGAAUUUAAGAUUAUGCUCAUCAUUCCUCAAAUCCAAUUGGUCUCUGAGUGCUUAGGAUGUUUCCUUGACAAGAUAUCUUCAUCCAUCUCUUUCUUGCUAUUCCUGUUGCUGCUUCUCUCUGUUUAGACCCUUGUUACAUUUUCCCUGGAAUAAUUUCAAUAAUGUAGUUUUCCUACUUAUUCCUUUAUGCUCUAGGACUGUAAGGACAAAAGAAACAAAUGGACCCUUUCUUGGAAAAGUUCACAGUCUACUAGGGAGGCAAAUGUGAAUAUAGGUUUCUGCUUUGGGACAGCCACACAUCUAAUUCCUUAAAGUAGUUUUAUAUGUAAAACUUGUAAAGGAUCAGAACAAUGCCUCCAAGACCAUCAUCAGGAGAACUGUGGGGCAUCCACUUGAUGCCCCCAAGAAUCUUAGUAGAAUGUUUACUACCAAAUGGCAUGAUAGUGACUUUAGAAUGCCUCCGUGAGGCUACAUUAAUAACUAUAAAGCAUGAACUAUUUAAAGAAGCAAGAAAAUACCCUCUGUAUCAACUUCUUCAGGAUGAAUCUUCUUACAUUUUCGUAAGUGUUACCCAAGAAGCAGAAAGGGAAGAAUUUUUUGAUGAAACAAGACGACUUUGUGACCUUCGGCUUUUUCAACCCUUUUUAAAAGUAAUCGAACCAGUAGGCAACCGUGAAGAAAAGAUCCUCAAUCGAGAAAUUGGUUUUGCUAUCGGCAUGCCAGUGUGUGAAUUUGACAUGGUUAAAGAUCCAGAAGUACAGGACUUCCGAAGAAAUAUUCUGAAUGUUUGUAAAGAAGCUGUGGAUCUGAGGGAUCUGAAUUCACCUCAUAGUAGAGCAAUGUAUGUCUAUCCUCCAAAUGUAGAAUCUUCGCCAGAACUGCCAAAGCACAUAUAUAACAAAUUAGAUAAAGGGCAAAUAAUAGUGGUGAUUUGGGUAAUAGUUUCUCCAAAUAAUGAUAAGCAGAAAUAUACUCUGAAAAUCAGCCAUGACUGUGUGCCAGAACAGGUGAUUGCCGAAGCAAUCAGGAAGAAAACUCGAAGUAUGUUGCUGUCCUCCGAGCAACUAAAACUAUGUGUUUUAGAAUAUCAGGGCAAGUAUAUUUUAAAAGUGUGCGGAUGUGACGAAUAUUUCCUCGAAAAGUAUCCUCUGAGUCAAUAUAAGUAUAUAAGAAGCUGUAUAAUGCUGGGAAGGAUGCCCAAUUUGAUGCUGAUGGCUAAAGAAAGCCUCUACUCUCAGCUGCCAAUGGACUGUUUUACAAUGCCAUCUUACUCCAGGCGCAUUUCCACAGCUACACCCUAUAUGAAUGGAGAAACAUCUACAAAAUCCCUUUGGGUUAUCAAUAGUGCACUCAGAAUAAAAAUUCUCUGUGCAACCUAUGUGAAUGUAAAUAUUCGAGAUAUUGACAAGAUCUAUGUUCGAACAGGUAUCUACCAUGGAGGAGAACCCUUAUGUGACAAUGUAAACACUCAAAGAGUACCUUGUUCCAAUCCCAGGUGGAGUGAAUGGCUGAAUUAUGACAUAUACAUUCCUGAUCUUCCUCGUGCUGCUCGACUUUGCCUUUCCAUUUGCUCUGUUAAAGGCCGAAAGGGUGCUAAAGAGGAACAUUGUCCAUUGGCCUGGGGAAAUAUAAACUUGUUUGAUUACACAGAUACUCUAGUAUCUGGAAAAAUGGCUUUGAAUCUUUGGCCAGUACCUCAUGGAUUGGAAGAUUUACUGAACCCUAUUGGUGUUACUGGAUCAAAUCCAAAUAAAGAAACUCCAUGCCUGGAGUUGGAGUUUGACUGGUUUAGCAGUGUUGUGAAGUUUCCAGAUAUGUCAGUGAUUGAAGAGCAUGCCAACUGGUCUGUGUCCCGAGAAGCAGGAUUCAACUAUUCCCACGCAGGACUGAGUAACAGACUAGCUAGAGACAAUGAAUUAAGAGAAAAUGACAAAGAACAGCUCCGAGCAAUUUGUACACGAGAUCCUCUGUCUGAAAUCACUGAGCAAGAAAAAGAUUUUCUGUGGAGCCACAGGCACUAUUGUGUAACUAUCCCUGAAAUUCUGCCCAAAUUGCUCCUGUCUGUUAAAUGGAAUUCUAGAGAUGAAGUAGCCCAGAUGUAUUGCCUGGUCAAAGACUGGCCUCCAAUCAAACCUGAACAAGCCAUGGAGCUUCUGGACUGUAAUUACCCAGAUCCUAUGGUUCGAGGCUUUGCUGUUCGAUGCCUGGAAAAAUAUUUAACAGAUGACAAGCUUUCUCAGUACCUAAUUCAGCUAGUACAGGUCCUAAAAUAUGAACAAUAUUUGGAUAACCUGCUUGUGAGGUUUUUACUUAAGAAAGCUUUGACUAAUCAAAGGAUUGGGCACUUUUUCUUUUGGCAUUUAAAAUCUGAGAUGCACAAUAAAACAGUAAGUCAGAGGUUUGGCCUGCUUUUGGAGUCAUAUUGUCGUGCUUGUGGGAUGUAUUUGAAGCACCUGAAUAGACAAGUUGAGGCUAUGGAAAAGCUGAUUAAUUUAACUGACAUCCUCAAACAGGAGAAGAAGGAUGAAACACAAAAGGUACAGAUGAAGUUUUUAGUUGAGCAAAUGAGGCGACCAGAUUUCAUGGAUGCUCUACAGGGCUUUCUGUCUCCUCUAAACCCUGCUCACCAACUAGGAAAUCUCAGGCUUGAAGAGUGUCGAAUUAUGUCCUCUGCAAAAAGGCCACUGUGGUUGAAUUGGGAGAACCCAGACAUCAUGUCAGAGUUACUGUUUCAGAACAAUGAGAUCAUCUUUAAAAAUGGGGAUGAUUUGCGGCAAGAUAUGUUAACACUUCAAAUUAUUCGCAUUAUGGAAAAUAUCUGGCAAAAUCAAGGUCUUGAUCUUCGGAUGUUACCUUAUGGUUGUCUGUCAAUUGGUGACUGUGUGGGACUUAUUGAGGUGGUGAGAAAUUCUCACACUAUUAUGCAAAUUCAGUGCAAAGGCGGCCUGAAAGGCGCUCUGCAGUUCAACAGCCACACACUACACCAGUGGCUCAAAGACAAAAACAAAGGAGAAAUAUACGAUGCAGCCAUUGACUUGUUCACACGUUCCUGUGCUGGGUAUUGUGUCGCUACCUUCAUUUUGGGAAUUGGAGAUCGUCACAAUAGUAACAUCAUGGUUAAAGAUGAUGGACAACUGUUUCAUAUAGAUUUUGGACACUUUUUGGAUCACAAGAAGAAGAAAUUUGGUUAUAAACGAGAACGUGUACCAUUUGUUUUGACACAAGAUUUCUUAAUAGUCAUUAGUAAAGGAGCCCAAGAAUGCACAAAAACAAGAGAAUUUGAAAGAUUUCAGGAGAUGUGUUACAAGGCUUAUCUAGCUAUUCGGCAGCAUGCCAAUCUCUUCAUAAAUCUUUUCUCAAUGAUGCUUGGCUCUGGAAUGCCGGAACUACAAUCUUUUGAUGAUAUUGCAUACAUUCGAAAGACCCUAGCCUUAGAUAAAACUGAGCAAGAGGCUUUGGAGUAUUUCAUGAAACAAAUGAAUGAUGCACACCAUGGUGGCUGGACAACAAAAAUGGAUUGGAUCUUCCACACAAUUAAGCAGCACGCUUUGAACUGAAGUGAGAACUGAGAAACUGAAAGCCUGAUUGCUGGAUUCUACACUGCACUGUUAAUAACUGUCAGCAGGCAGAGACUGGUUGCAUAGGAAUUGCACAAUCCAUGAACGCAUUAAAAUUUACAGCAAGAACAAAAAUAAAAUAUUAAGUAAUUUAAGUAAUGUAAACGCAAACAGGGUUUGAUAGCACUAAACUAGUUCAUUUCAAAAUUAAGCUUUAGAAUAAUGCGCAAUUUCAUGUAAUGCCUUAAGUCCAAAAAGGUAAACUUUGAAGAAUGUUUGUAUCCUUUUUUAAAAAACAAAACAAAACAAAAAAUCCCCAAAAUAUAUAGAAAUGAUGGAGAAGGAAAAAGAAUGAUGUUCUUUUUUGUCUUGCAAAUGUUCUGUUUUGAAACGUGGACACAACAAAGUCUGCUAUUACAUUAGGUCCAAGUAAACUGGAGGUUGGUGUUAAACUACAUACAAUUGGAAAAGAAUGAAAAAUUCUUAUUUUUCCAUUGCUGUUCGAUUUAUAGUUUGAAGUGAGCUUUUUGACUCCUUGUAUAAUGAAGAAAAAUGCUUGGGGUGGAAGGGAUUCUUGAGAUUUCACCAGGGAGUUUUUCUUUUUAAUAAAUCAAACCUUUUGAUGAUUUGGGGUCUUACCUGCAAAGUUUUGGAAGCAGUCACAAAUGAGACCAGUUCUAAGGUGUUUUGGGGGAGUUUUUUCUGGUCAGUAUUUACAAGCAUCUGAUCUUAUUUCCCAGGGAAAUUCUGGGCUCCCACAAAACGAGUAAAUCAAGAAAUCAUCACAGAAACAGAAUGAGCAGGAACAGCUCUUGCUCCAGAACUGUACAGUAUUCACCUUCGGUUGAUUUUGUUUUUCCUCCUCCUUUUGCAAUUGAACUGAAUUCACUUUUCAUGCAUGUUUUCCAGAAAAUAGAAGCGAGUAUUAAUGUUAUUAAAAAGAUUAUUUUUUUUAUAAAAGGCUAUUUAUAUUAUAGAAACUAUCAUUAAUAUAUAUUCUUUAUUUACAUGAUCUGUCCCAUAGUCAUGCAUUGUUUUGCACCCCAAAUUUUUGAUUGUUCGUAACACCAUGAUCAACUGUUAGUCUGUGAGUGAGGUGUAGGCUCUGUUCCAUUCACGUCAAUGACCAGUGUAUAACUGUAAGAAAAACAGAUUAAACUUCCUCCUCUUCCCUUUUAUUUCUGUUUCCACUUUAAUUCCCCAUCCUCCAUCGUCUUCUAUAG
This is a messenger RNA of Loxodonta africana (African savanna elephant), 17567 nucleotides long. RefSeq names its product phosphatidylinositol-4,5-bisphosphate 3-kinase catalytic subunit alpha (gene PIK3CA). Gene Ontology annotation, cellular component: phosphatidylinositol 3-kinase complex, class IB; cytoplasm; plasma membrane. Gene Ontology annotation, molecular function: 1-phosphatidylinositol-4-phosphate 3-kinase activity; 1-phosphatidylinositol-3-kinase activity. Gene Ontology annotation, biological process: phosphatidylinositol-3-phosphate biosynthetic process; phosphatidylinositol-mediated signaling; cell migration. The transcript has 21 exons. Lineage: Eukaryota; Metazoa; Chordata; Mammalia; Proboscidea; Elephantidae. The record is from RefSeq and is a predicted model, not a curated record. The coding region runs from base 13138 to 16344 and encodes 1068 amino acids.